AUGGUGAAAUUGGACUUUGAUCUCGAGCGGGAUGUGCCUGAGCUCACAGGCAAGGUCGUCCUGAUAACUGGUGGCACAAAUGGGCUGGGUGCUGCUACAACGCAGAUGCUAGCAAGCCGAAACCCGGCCAAGAUCUACAUCACCGGCCGCAAUGAGUCGGCUGCACAGCAUGUCAUUGCUGCUAUUCAGUCAACCGGGUCAAAGACCGAGGUCAUCUGGCUUCGGUGCGAUCAUUCCGACCUGACAACCGUCAAGAAAGCUGCGCAGGAGAUUUCGAGAGAAUCCCGACUUGAUAUACUCAUGGCCAAUGCUGGUGUUAUGGCACUUCCUCCUGGUUUGACCAAGGACGGAUACGAGCUGCAUUUUGGUAUCAACCACCUUGCCCACGCCCUCCUCAUCCGCAUCCUACUCCCGCUCCUGCAAAAGACCGCCAAGGAACACGGAGAAGCGCGCAUUCUUCCCAUUUCCAGCCUGGCGCUUGUCCUUGCCCCCCGAAGCCACGGUAUCGUGUUCCAGGACCUCAAGACGACACAGGCGUACUGGAUCCUGGGUAAAUGGCAACGCUACGCUCAGAGCAAGCUGGCCAACCUUCUCUAUGGCCGUGAACUCGCUCGUCGUUACCCCGAAAUCCUGACAUUGAUCGUUGAUCCGGGACCUAGCAAUACUAGACUUGUUUCAAGUCUUGGAUUCCUAGAUAAAGCGAUCGUGUAUCUGGGCAACAUUAAUCGCUUCCUCGAUGAUGACCGGGGCCAUUGGAAUCAGGUUUGGACUGUCGGCGUACCAAAGGCUAGGGCGCAGCAGGGAGAGCUAUAUGAACCGGUGGGUAAACUCACAGACGGGUACACUCAUUGGUGCCUGGACGAGCAGCUCACAGCACGGCUAUGGGACUGGACUGAAGAGGAGCUUCGGCCCUGGUUGGUGUAG
Molecule: messenger RNA, 924 nt
Organism: Pestalotiopsis fici W106-1
Lineage: Eukaryota; Fungi; Ascomycota; Sordariomycetes; Amphisphaeriales; Sporocadaceae
Exons: 3
Coding region: 1-924 (307 amino acids)
Source: RefSeq, a predicted model, not a curated record